GAUCUGACCCAGGACACUGACCCUGAACAGCCUUGGUUUGGAUUAUAUAUAAUAAUAUGAUAUUUAUAGAUCUAGUCCGGUCACGGCAGAGACCCAACCAAUGCAUUCGACAAAAUGAUGACCCUGUGUGGAGGGCAUCUUGACUUUGCAUGAAGCAGACGUUGCGUGGAGGUGUUUGUAUAGAGAUGUUUGUGUGCUUGUUUGAAUGUAUCGCACAGCGUACCGUGGCCCACUAAGCCUAAGCAUCAGCAGAUCCAUUACAUUGUGGUACUGUCAGCAUGUGACAGUUUAUAUCGGUUUGUGAUAGUUUAUAUCGGUUUGUGAAAGUUUAUAUCGGUUUGUGACAGUAUGUGGCAGAAUGUGCUAGUUAUUUAAGGGAAAUCAUCUCCCAAGACAGCACUCCCUCCCAGAAUCGUUCUACCUUACUACAAAAGAUUGGUACUACUCACCACAGACAGAGAUCCGCCCGUGAAGAUCUCCCACAAGGACUACGAGCUUAUAUCGGUACACCCGUGUACAGAUCGCUGGCAGUUCCGUCGUUCAAAGUUUCCCACAGACAGUGUCCAGAAGACCAUCCAUCAACGGUGAGGAUGUUGGUGGUCUGUGUGGCUGUGGCCGUGCUGUGUGUCAUUUGUGCAAGGUUUCUCUUGCGCUAUGUCAUCUUCCGGCAGACCUACAACCGACUCCGGGGUCCUGGAGACACCAGGUUCUGGUCUGGAGAUUUACACUCUUACCCAGGUUUCAAUGAAGCAGGACUGAUGUAUGAUGUUGCUUAUUCCGAACGAUUCAAAAAAUUCAGGCGUGUGUGGUUCGGCCCCUUCAUGCCUUUGGUGUACUUGUAUCAUCCCGACUCGCUGAGGCAAGUGAUAAAAUCAUCAGCGCCGAAACCCCGGGGCGGCGACCUUCUGGUGACCUCCUAUGACAUGAUGGUCCCGUGGCUGGGCGAGGGUCUGAUCACCACCAACGGCGAUCACUGGGCCAGGCAGCGACAUCUGCUCACGCCCGCCUUCCACCUCGACACGCUCCGGGCCUACCACGACAUCAACAACUCCUGUGUCGACGUUAUGAUGGAUCGUCUGCGAGAGUCCAGCAAAGACGGCCGGUCGGUGGAUCUGUACCAGUUCAUGUACAAACUGACGCUGGACAUCAUUCUACAGACUGCCUUCUCCUACAGCUCCGGCUGCCAGAUGGAAGG
Molecule: messenger RNA, 1195 nt
Organism: Aplysia californica (California sea hare)
Lineage: Eukaryota; Metazoa; Mollusca; Gastropoda; Aplysiida; Aplysiidae
Product: leukotriene-B4 omega-hydroxylase 3
Molecular function (GO): iron ion binding; monooxygenase activity; oxidoreductase activity, acting on paired donors, with incorporation or reduction of molecular oxygen
Source: RefSeq, a predicted model, not a curated record